This is a messenger RNA of Angiostrongylus costaricensis, 562 nucleotides long. The record is from the annotation of a GenBank genome assembly. Lineage: Eukaryota; Metazoa; Nematoda; Chromadorea; Rhabditida; Metastrongylidae.
GCUCAACAUUGGUCUGGAGCAGACAUCAUCAACGGCUGGUGCGCCUUCUUUCCAAAGAUACAUUUGUCUGCUGUGAAUUCUAAUAGGAUUUGUUUAGCCCCUGCUUUUCCCUCGUCCAAAGAGGCCUUUGUAUUGUGAGCUACUUAACAACUGCAAUGUAGUAAUCAGAGCUGGCAAUGUGGCAGAGAAAAUACCUCUGUCUUCUAUCGUUCGGUACAUGGGUGGACAUGUGAAACGAGAGCAAUUCGUUUCGCUCGGAAAGAGUGUAUUGCUGCCGUCAUGGUUGCUUGAAUGUUGGGCUCAUCGAGACGAUUUCGAUUUCGACCCGAAGAAAAGCGAACUAAUUUCAAAGCACCGAAUUGGAGUGUUCGAAAGAUUGAAGAUUUUCGUGUAUGGUUUCAAUGAAGUUGAGGAUGAGGACAUCAAGCGUGGAUCAAUCGUGACGGAUUUUUCGGAGGCAACGCAUUGCGUCAUAAAUUCAUCAACAUUGGAUCUAAACACAUUACCGUCUUUUAAAGACCAGAAACUUGUGACAAAUGAGGUUGCGACUUUGUUGUUGUGA